AUGGAGCUGAAAUACACUCGGUCUGGUGAGCUGGACUUCUUCAAGAACGCGUAUGAAGUGGGCAGUCAUGGGAGGCUACUCUUCAAGGUGUACUUCAACGCAAAGCCUGAGGUGAUAGCCAUAAAGACGGACAAGAAUGAGCAGAUUGUUUGGCCUCAGAGUUUGGAGUUGGUAGGUGGAUUCAUACCACUCCGCAUCCAGGCCACCAUCACGUCAAACGAUGUGGUGCCAUCGAGCCGAGUUCGAGAAGAUUCUGGCCAUCCAGUCUUUGAAGGUGCAGCAGAGGUAUUUGGCUAUGACUAA
Hydatigera taeniaeformis is the source of this 303-nucleotide messenger RNA. The record is from the annotation of a GenBank genome assembly. NCBI's taxonomy places the organism in Eukaryota, Metazoa, Platyhelminthes, Cestoda, Cyclophyllidea, Taeniidae.